AUGAAUGUAAGAAAUAGCUUAGCCACAAACAUCACCGCGGUCUCAAACGUGGAGAAGUACAAGGACAUUGGCACAUCGAAAACCCAUCCUAUCAGGACAAGAAAUGGCGUCACAAACAACGAAAUCUGGAUCGAGGAGCCGACAGCAACACCGACAGCAAGGUCCAUCUUGUUUUUCACAGCCACCACCACCGCUGUGACGUGCUCAGCCGCGUUACCGACGAUCGGAAUCACAAUCAAACCAAUAAAGGUUUUCGAAAGACCCGAGCUCUCGACGAUAUCGUCGAUAGACGACACAAGGUAG
Molecule: messenger RNA, 303 nt
Organism: Ogataea philodendri
Lineage: Eukaryota; Fungi; Ascomycota; Pichiomycetes; Pichiales; Pichiaceae
Exons: 2
Coding region: 1-303 (100 amino acids)
Source: RefSeq, a predicted model, not a curated record